UUUGCAUAUUGUGAACAUUCAGCUUUUGCAGGGUUUCUUUAAGCUUCGUAGGCGUGAUUCCUCAAGAGAUGGGGACGUUGAAAUUGGAAUGCAUCAGCCUGAUGCUUCUGCUAAUUUAAAAGGUUUCUUAAAAAAGGUUGAUGGAGUCGAGAGCCUAAUCGCUAAGCUGGGGAAUCUCUUGACUAAGCUCCAGACUGCAAAUGAGGAAUCAAAAGCAGUUACAAAAGCCAGUGCCAUGAAAGCAAUUAAGCGGCGAAUGGAGAAAGAUAUAGAUGAAGUUGGCAAAAUUGCUCUCUUGGCAAAGGCAAAAUUGGAUGAACUGGAAAAAGACAACCUGUCAAACAGCCAGAAAACUGGAUGCGGGAAGGGUUCUGCAGUAGACCGAUCAAGAGAACAGACUACUGGGGCAGUGAGAAAGAAAUUGAAGGGGCGGAUGGAUGAAUUUCAGGUAUUGAGAGAAUCAAUCCGGCAGGAGUAUCGGGAAGUUGUUGAACGAAGGGUAUUUACUGUAACUGGCAAUCGCCCUGAUGAAGAGACUAUUGAUGAUUUAAUAGAGACUGGGAGAAGUGAGCAAAUUUUCAAAGAUGCGGUCCAACAGCAGGGGAGAGGCCAGAUAUUGGACACAGUUGCUGAGAUACAGGAGCGACAUGACGCUGUAAGGGAUCUAGAGAGGAAGCUUCUGGAGUUGCAGCAGAUAUACCUGGAUAUGGCAGUAUUGGUUGAUGCUCAAGGAGACGUGUUCAACCACGUACAGACACAUGUUUCAAAUGCUACAAACUACAUACAGCAAGGCGCGGGUGCCCUCCAGAGUGCGAAGAAGCAUCAGAGGAACUCGAGAAAGUGGAUGUGCUUCGCUAUAUUCGUUCUGAUGGUAGUGGUGAUCGUUGUCAUCCUAAUUAUUCACCCAUGGAAGAAGUAACUCUUGAGCACGGCCUGAAGCGGAAGAUCUCGGCGGAAUAUAUACAUAUAUAUAGUGUUUUCCUGUAUGUGCAUUCUAUGUAGUCUGUCACCACUCUUCUAUCGCUGUACCUAUGUGUUCAACCAGACAAAACCCAUAUUGUUUGCCCCUAGGGGCUGCGUUGAGUUUCCGGGGUGCUCCACAACUAUGUAUGCUGUGAAACUGGUGAACCCGAAACUCAGUUGUGCAUCCUGA
Messenger RNA from Lolium perenne, 1153 nucleotides. RefSeq names its product syntaxin-132. Gene Ontology annotation, molecular function: SNARE binding; SNAP receptor activity. Gene Ontology annotation, biological process: exocytosis; vesicle fusion; intracellular protein transport. Gene Ontology annotation, cellular component: SNARE complex; endomembrane system; plasma membrane. NCBI's taxonomy places the organism in Eukaryota, Viridiplantae, Streptophyta, Magnoliopsida, Poales, Poaceae. The record is from RefSeq and is a predicted model, not a curated record.